This is a messenger RNA of Urocitellus parryii (Arctic ground squirrel), 1189 nucleotides long. RefSeq names its product cilia and flagella associated protein 73 (gene Cfap73). Lineage: Eukaryota; Metazoa; Chordata; Mammalia; Rodentia; Sciuridae. The record is from RefSeq and is a predicted model, not a curated record.
AUGGCUGUGCCCUGGGAGGACUAUUUCCGGCUGAUCUUGCAGGAGAAGCUGUCCCAGAAGACACCAGAGGAGAAUGUGGACCACUUCCCACCCGUGCUGCGCCUCCUGGAGAAGAGGAAAGAGCUGGCAGCUGCAGACCGGGGUCUGCAAGCCCAGAGGGAGGAGUUCCACACCACGAUGACAGCCCUGGAACAGCGCUGGGCAGAGCUGGCACAGAAAGAGCAGCAGCUCAAGGGGUCCUUUGUCCGCUUUGACAAGUUCCUGCAGGACGCCGAGAUGCGGCGCGGCCGCGCGCUGCAACGGGCGGCGGAGGAGCGACACCGCGCGGACCGCCAGGGGGCGGAGGCGCUGCGGCUGCGGACUCAGCUCCAGGAGCUGCGGCGGGAGCGCGCGCGGCUGCAGCGCCGGCUACAGAGGCUGGAGCCGUGCGCGCGCCUGCUGGAGCGAACGCUGGAAAAGCUGCCCGAGUUCCAGGAGGUCCCAGAGCUGGUGGCUCGUUUCGACACCCUGGCAGACACGCAGGUGGCCCUGAGGCUCACGGAGCGAGAGCGGCUGGCGGAGCUCGAGGCGACGCGGGCGCAGCUGCAGCGGCUGCGGGACAGCGAGCAGGACCAGCUCCUCGCGCAGGCGCAGCGGCGAGCAGAGCUGMGGGAGCGACUGGAGUCCGCGCGGGAGCGCGCGCUGGAGUGGGAAUCUAAGUGGAUUCAGAUCCAGAACACUGCAGCCGAGAAGACCCUGCUCCUGGGCCGCGCGAGGAUGUCAGCGCUCAACCUGUUCCAGACAGUGUGCCAGCACCUGAGGCAGCCACCAGCCCUGGACAUUGAAGACACUGAGGGGCAGCUGGAGCAGGUGAAGCUCUUCAUCCUGGACCUCUCUGCCAUGCUGACCAGACAUCGCCAGCCUGAGCCUGUGGCCACCACCUCCCAGCCCUGACCCAGGUGCACGGUGAGCGGGAGCUGAGGGACCCAGCCCUGGGAGGAGGCGCCACACUCACUAGGGGUGCAGGCUCCAGGCCGCCCUGAUCUGUUUUCCCAGGAGGAAGACGGAGCUGUGCCUGCCCAGGCCGCAGUGUCUAGAUGCAUGUCUGGUGUGAUCAAGGUGGACCAGCAAGGGGCUGCGGGCAAUGUGCGGGGCACCCCCUACCCAGAGGCCACACAUCMAGAGGCCUGCAGCUAUGUACUCCGCCGGG